AGUGCGGAGUGGGACGGAGGCUGCCACGGCUGGGAUUAACCUCAGGGAGGGGGUGGGGGGGUUACAUCUCUGGGGAGAAGCUUCUUUUCUCCUUCCUCAUCAGGGAGACACAGAGAAAAGAGAAAGAACUAGUGUGCGCUUCUUCUCACAAAGAGGAGAGCUCCUUUCGUCCUUUAUUCCAGCGUUUUUUUCCCUGAACGGGCAACAACAGGGGAGUUCUGCCGGGGAGACCAUCGCAACCGGGUCGGUGGCUUCAGUAAGGCUGGCACUUUCGCCACCGCUGACGCUGACAGGAGUUUGGGGGCUUCAGGCUGACGUCUUGGUGCUUUGAUGAGGUAACGGCAGACCCCAGAAGCCCAGCCCCUGCGUUGCACCACCCCUUCCCUCUCCCCUCAUCCCUACCCCUUUCCAACCAGUCAAGCCAUGGGCCAGAAGAUCUCGGGGAGCAUCAAGUCCGUAGACGUGCGCGGGGAACCAUCCUACAGGCCCCUGAGGAGGGAACUGAGAGGGCCGGAUUUCUUCAAGCCAGCCCGGCUGGACCUACUCCUGGACAUGCCCCCCGCUCCGUAUGAGCAGCAGCUCCGACAUGCCUGGAACCCAGACGACCGCUCGCUUAAUAUCUUCAUCAAGGACGAUGACAAACUCACCUUCCAUCGACACCCUGUUGCCCAGAGUACAGAUGGCAUUCGCGGAAGGGUGGGAUACACGCGAGGACUCCACGUUUGGAGGAUCCAUUGGCCUACUAGGCAACGGGGCACACAUGCGGUGGUGGGAGUGGCCACAGCAGAUGCCCUGUUGCACUCGGUGGGCUACACUUCUUUAGUUGGCAGUGAUAGCGAGUCCUGGGGCUGGGACCUGGGACGUAACAAGCUCUACCAUAACAGUAAGAACCGGCCAGCCUCUUCUGCACCCACAUACCCAAGCUUCCUGGAGCCAGAGGAGGCCUUUGUGCUGCCAGAUGCCUUAAUGGUGGUGCUGGACAUGGAUGAGGGCACAUUGAGCUUCAUGGUGGAUGGACAGUACCUCGGAGUGGCCUUCAGAGGCCUUAAGGGCAAAAAGCUGUACCCCAUUGUCAGUGCGGUGUGGGGCCACUGUGAAAUCACCAUGCGUUACAUCAAUGGCCUAGAUCCGGAGCCUCUCCCUCUGAUGGACCUGUGUCGACGUGCAGCGCGGCUGGCUCUGGGACGAGAGCGUCUACAGGAGAUCGAAACAUUGCCUUUGCCCCAGUCUCUGAAGAAUUACCUCCAGUACCAGUGAGAGCGUGGGCCCUCACGUAGAGACGCACACAAGGACACAGAGAGAAAGCCUGAGGCGCUACUAUAGCGCCACCAUCAGGCCGCAGAGGGAAAAUGUUUACAUUGUGGCUCACUGGUGGAACCUUAAGUUAGUUUUUUUUUGUUUGUUUGUUUUUCCAUUUUUAUUUCCCUCUUUAUGAGUUGUUUAAAUUAUUGAUGGCUUUGGAAGAAGCUCGGGGGACAGUGUGACGCAGGGCUAGAGCGGCGGCAGCUCAACAGACCUGCAGCGCCUCCAGGUGUACGUCUCGCCCUGGAGAAUUCGACAGGAAGCACAUUAACCUUGGGAUGCCUUUGAAAGCCCACAGUAAUAAUCGUUCCUCUUUCCCUGGAUGUGAAGCCUGCAGAGCACAGUCAUUGGACACAGGAAACUGAGGCGGCCGCAGGUCGGGUUUAGCCACCUCCCGAGUCAAAAUCCACCACACGGGAGCCUCAGAGGAAGAGACAAGCCCUGGAAGGUACAGUACCUUCCCACAGUAGCCCCUCACUGCAGAACAAAGAUCCAGGGGACAGGGUUGAAUCCACAUCUAAGGGGUGGAGAUGAUAGGUUUAGGGGUGGAGAUGGGUAGGUUUAGGUAUAUGUAAGGUGGGAGGAGUUGGAUCUGGAUCCAACCUCGCCCCCUGGAUCUUGUGUUCUGCAGUGAAGACCAUCUCCCUUCGCACAGGACCACCAGGGGACAGUU
Sinocyclocheilus grahami is the source of this 1975-nucleotide messenger RNA. Its product is annotated as SPRY domain-containing SOCS box protein 4-like. The record is from RefSeq and is a predicted model, not a curated record. The transcript has 4 exons. Gene Ontology annotation, molecular function: protein binding. Gene Ontology annotation, biological process: proteasome-mediated ubiquitin-dependent protein catabolic process. NCBI's taxonomy places the organism in Eukaryota, Metazoa, Chordata, Actinopteri, Cypriniformes, Cyprinidae. The coding region runs from base 424 to 1257 and encodes 277 amino acids. Gene Ontology annotation, cellular component: SCF ubiquitin ligase complex.